This is a messenger RNA of Cutaneotrichosporon oleaginosum, 1764 nucleotides long. RefSeq lists its product as uncharacterized. NCBI's taxonomy places the organism in Eukaryota, Fungi, Basidiomycota, Tremellomycetes, Trichosporonales, Trichosporonaceae. Gene Ontology annotation, cellular component: plasma membrane. Gene Ontology annotation, biological process: transmembrane transport. Gene Ontology annotation, molecular function: transmembrane transporter activity. The record is from RefSeq and is a predicted model, not a curated record.
CACCAUGACAGAACUAGACGUGCCGGGUACAACGCGGAUCCUCGACGAGUCGGGCGAGGUCGUCGCCGCCAACAACUUUACGCUCGUGCCAGAGCCCAGCGCCGACCCCAAUGACCCGCUCAACUGGUCCCCGGGACGCAAGCGUAUCCAACUUGCGUGUAUUGUUCUCUACACCAUCUCGUUCUGCUUCGCUACCGGAUGCCUGGCAGCCAUCUACGUGCCCGUCAGCGAGGAGACGGGUCUCACGCUCGCUGACCUCAACUCGGGUGUCGGAUACGUCUAUCUCUGCCUGGGUAUUUUCCAACUCUUCACACAGGCCCUCGCACUGAGCAUCGGCAAGCGCCCCGUCUACAUUCUCUCUAUCAUCGGCUGUGCCGUCUACCCCUUCUGGGUGACGCGCGUCUCAUCUCUCGGGGAAUGGUACGGCGCGUGCGUCUACCUCGGCUUCGUCGGCAGUCCACUCUUCGUCCUCCCUGAGCUCUCCCUCACCGACACCUUCUUUUACCACGAGCGCGGCCUCCCGCUCGGCAUCUACGUCGCCGCGACGUACGGCGGUGCGCUCGGCUCCCCCAUCCUCUCCGGCUUCAUCUACACCGGGCUGGGAUGGAAGGCGCCGCCCUACUUCGGUGGAGGCGCCAUGCUGCUCGUCGCGAUUGUCCUCUUCGUGUUCCUCGAGGAGACCAACUUCCGCCGUGUUGCCGCCCCAGUUGUGGUCACCGAGGCGCAAGUCGUCAACCAAGUCGGCGACGAUAAGAACGUGACGCGUGCGAGCGUCGCGCCCGUCGAUGACGAGGACAAAGACAAGGGCAUCACGCACGCGGUCGAGAGCUCCGAAACCAACGUCGUGCACUCGUUCGACCGCCUCGUCACGCCCUGGCCUGGGCCGCGCCCCUGGAAGAUGUUCACAAUGUCUCCCAACGCCGGCGGUCUCAUGUGGCGCGGCAUCGUGUAUCCGCUCGCCCUCCUCCGCCUCCCAAUCAUCUUGUGGUGCGGCGCCAUCUUCGCCCUCUACCAGGUCUUCUACAACGGCAUGGUCGCGCUCACCUCGGGCGUCCUCAGCGUCGAGCCCUACAACAUGGCGCCGAACAUGGUCGGGCUCACCUUCGUGUCGCCGCUCAUCGCCAUCAUCCCCGGCGCGGUCGCCGGCGGAUACGUCGUGGACAAGUUCACGAUCUGGGAGGCGCGCAAAAAUCACGGCAUCUCAGAGCCCGAGCACAAGCUCAAGCUCAUGCUGCUCCCCACGAUCCUCGCCCCCUUCGGCCUCCUCAUGAUGGGCCUUGGACCGUACUACGGCGCACACUGGAUCGUGUUCGUCCUCGGCGAGUUUGUCCUCACCAUCUCGGGCCCGCUCGCAACGCUGCUCAGCAUCACGUACGCGUUCGACAGCUUCCACUCUCUCGAGCCCGACGAGCACAAUCGCCACGGCCCGCAGGCCGAGACACAGCACUGCGGCCCGUACGUCCAGGCCGUCAUUGUUAUGGCCCUCACCAUCACGUUCGCGUUCAAUUAUGUCAUCACGCCCUGGGCGUUCGAGGCAGGCUUCCUCGUGUACGGCACCACUGCCGCAGCGAUGGCUACCGUCAUCAACAUCACGUACCUCCUCAUGCUCAAGUAUGGCAAGAGGCUGCGCAAGAGCGGUGCGCCAUACUACCGCAAGGUCAUUAACUGGUAAUAGUGAGUUGUAAGGUUGUUAGGAUUUUGUGGGGAUGGUGAGGAGGAUGUUGUCGUAUUAGUCCAGCCGUAGUGGAAUGCAAGUGAUAUCGG